This is a messenger RNA of Etheostoma cragini (Arkansas darter), 1974 nucleotides long. RefSeq lists its product as uncharacterized. Gene Ontology annotation, molecular function: sodium channel regulator activity. Gene Ontology annotation, cellular component: voltage-gated sodium channel complex. The record is from RefSeq and is a predicted model, not a curated record. Bases 351 to 1001 code for a protein of 216 amino acids. Lineage: Eukaryota; Metazoa; Chordata; Actinopteri; Perciformes; Percidae. The transcript is spliced from 6 exons. Gene Ontology annotation, biological process: regulation of heart rate by cardiac conduction; sodium ion transport; cardiac muscle cell action potential involved in contraction.
UGGAUUCACACACUCUAAAUAUAGCAGACUUUAAGUCAGACUGGAUUGCAGGGGAGACUUAAAACUACUGCAAAGAACACACCGAGACUCAAGUCUUUUAGUAAACAUUGUCUGUGUUCUGAAGCUCUCAGUCAUUUUUUACUUUUAAGAAAUGCGAGUUUGUUGCACUGAUGGACUGAUACUCUGGAUCAAAUGGUGAACUGGUUUGAAAUGGAGAUUAUGGAAUUAUUCAGGGAUCAAGAGGCAUUAUCCCAGUAAUGUAAUCUUAAUCAGCACAGAUAUUUCUCGGUUUACUGCAAGGGAAGUCCAAUAUUUUGUUCAACAGUUGGCCAUAAGUUGCUCCAGCAGAAAUGAUAUUCCACUUGUCUCUUUUUAUCGGCGUCAAUCUUUUCGUGUCCCAGUGCCAUGGCGGCUGUGCGGAGGUGGACUCCCUGACUGAAGCUGUGGCAGGAGAAGGAUUCCUGCUGGGCUGCAUCUCAUGUAAGAGAAGAGAGGAGGUGCCUGCCCGAGCCACUGUAGACUGGCACUUCAAACCGCUGGGAGAGGAGGAGUUCAGGCAUAUUUUCCACUAUGACCACCCCAGUGCUAACAUCAUCAAUGAAGAUUUCAGCGAGCGUCUGGUGUGGCAUGGAUCGAACAACAGCGAUAUUCAGAUAGGAGCCGUUUACAUUCAUAACGUCACCUUCAAUGACACAGGGACGUACCGCUGCACAAUCCUCCGCACCCUCCAUCUGCCCAAGUAUGACGAGCACGUCACUGUGGAGAAAGAGUUCGAGCUCAACGUGGUGGCUAUAGCCAAUCGGGAGCUGACAGCAGUGAUCUCAGAGAUUGUCAUGUACGUCCUGAUUGUGGUUCUGCAGCUGUGGCUCAUUGUGGUUCUGGUCUACUGUUACCAUAAGAUUUCGGAGGAGCAUGAAGGUCGGGAGGCCCGUAAAGCUCUCAAGGCUCAGGCACAGCUGUUAGAAUCGAAAGACGACUGUGAUGGGGUGCAGCUAGAGUAAUAUUACCAGUAAAAAGAUCUCUGCAAGAGUCAAGCUUCCUUACUGUACCGUGGUUUUGCUAAUUAAGACAAAACUACUGUAAAACAGGUUGACUUUGAAUAGCGUGGUCACGCGGUCGUACGUGCAACCUGUACGAUCAACUGUAAAGACAAGCUGAUGGUGCAGAUGGCCGAUUUUCCACCUAGUUAUUAAAAUGUGUACACUUGAUUUGUGAAAAAAAGUACUUUAAAAGGUUUUUGAAAAGAAAUAACCAAUUAAAAAGCCAUUUAAUUCUAUAGAAUUAAAUGGCUUUUUAGUAUUUAAUAAUCAUUAAAAUAAUAUUCUUUAAACAAUUAAUUUAAUUACCAGAGCCAAACAUCAUAUGCCCAACAAUUAAUUAAAUAAACUGAUCAAAUAAUUGACUUAUAGUGUCAAUGGCAACCCAUGGCCUUUCUAGCAACUCAUUUCUAUUACAUCUCUUUUAACCACACAACAGAAGCUGAAAUGCCAAAAAAUUAUGUUUUUACCAUCAUUUAAAAAAAUACAAAUAAGCAAUUAUGUGCUCUUAGUUUUUUAUUUUAACCAAUGUCUUAAUAAUACCAAAUGAGAGUUAUUCAAUGUCAUUAAUAUGACCUGCCGGGUAUCUAAGAAGUCUUUGUAUCUUGAUAUUUUAAUGUGCAAUUGAAACAUUAUAUUGAUAUCACUUAGUGUUAAGCAUAAGCAAGAUGUCUUUAUUUAACAGUGUCUACAGGCAGAAACACUGUUCAGUUCCUCUAAACUUAUUUGUCCUUUUCUAUGGUUGUCCAAUUUUGUAAAUGAAUCGAAAUUAAAUAAAUGUUUUUGUCAAUCAUUUUUGUCCACCGCCCUUGCUGCCUCUGAACAAAUGACUUAAUUGGUGUUAUCUUUGACAAUGCUUUGCUGUUAAAGAACUGCAUACGUUUACUGGAUGUUGCCUGGGAUGUUUCCUGUGCACUUUAUGUUUAAUAAUGUAUUU